GCCGUUAGAAUCUCCAUCCUUCCUCUUCUCUUUGGCUUUUCAUCUUCCAUCUCGUCUCUGUAACCGUACAAACUACUCAUGCAAUGAGAAGAAGAGACACGUCUGUGUUCAAACGCUAUAAAUGUUGUUUGCUUUGUGGCCUGUAAGCUUCUGAGUCUGACUACAACCCCUUCACACUUCAUCUCUUGCUUCCUUCCAAAUCUCUCCUUUUCCGUUCUAAUCAACCUUAAGCUCUUCCCUUUUCUCCGCAGAAAGCUUGAGAGCAAAAAGGGGGAAACCUUUCUUAGCUUGGACAUAUUCGAUUCCCUUCUUCAGCUCUGGUUCAUUAGGAGAAGUUCUUGCUAAAGGGGGCUCUUGUAGCAAUCUGCUUUCCUUCAAAUAUACAAAAACUUAAAUUGCUGGCAGCUUUUUGAGGAUGGGGGAUCACUUUGUAUUGCUGGUGGAUCGGUUGCUUACUGAAUCCACACUGGAAGCUGCAAUCGAGAGCAGAAACCGAUCAAAGCUCGCUGCACCCUCUGUGGUUAGCGACACAGUGGCAGGCGAUUCAUCGCAUAAGAAGGAUUUUAGAAACGGAUUGUAUCCGAGGAAGUUGGUGGAAUGUAGGAUAUGCCAGGAUGAGGAUGAAGCUGCAAAUAUGGAGGCACCUUGCUCUUGCUGUGGCAGCUUGAAGUAUGCUCAUCGAAGAUGUGUUCAAAGGUGGUGUAAUGAGAAGGGUGAUACUCUCUGUGAAAUUUGCCACCAGCAAUUUAAGCCAGGUUACACAGCACCUCCUCCAGUGUUCCAGUUUAGGGACAUCUCAAUGAACUUCAGGGGAAAUUGGGAGAUCUCUGCAAGGGAGUUGAAUAAUCCUCGCUUUAUAGCAAUGGUGUCAACCGAUCGUAAUUUCCUUGAUCCUGACUAUGAUGAGUAUGCAGCUUCCACAGCAAGAAGCAUGGUGUGCUGUCGUUCUGUUGCACUAAUCUUCAUGAUGCUGCUGAUUUUGCGUCACACGCUUCCCCUCAUUAUUACAGGAGUCGAGGAGUACUCUUUCCCACUGUUCAUGGUAUUGCUUUUGCGAACUGCUGGGAUUGUUCUGCCAAUCUACCUUAUGGUGAAAGCAGCCAAUGCUAUCCAGCGACGACUACAGCAACGGCGACUCCAAGAUGCAUCACCCACUUCAUCAGAUGAAGAGACUGAGCAACCAUCCCGACAGCAUCAUGCUCAUGUCGUUCACAUUGGGUGAAAUCGGAAUCACUUGCAAUAUUCCAAAGUACAACAGCACCUCUUCCAACUGCACGCGGACGGCAAGAUUGUCGCCCGGCAAAAAUUAAAACAUGUAUGCUGUGACUAUGACCAACAAGCUAGGCAACACCUCCCUUUGACAUAUAUUCUGUUAGUUUCCACUUAUGAAGUAGGUUCUCAAGUGUGUUUUGCACUCUUCAGAAAAAGAAUGUACAGAUUGAAAUUGUUUCCACUGUAUAUAUGAACAAUUAUCACUGCAGCAAAACAAAGCAAGAGAUCAAAGAUGGAGGAAUUAUAUCAUUGUGCAAUUGCUGUUCUAUUGAAAAUAUUCAAAUGAUCAUUUACCAAA
Messenger RNA from Malania oleifera, 1570 nucleotides. RefSeq lists its product as uncharacterized. The transcript has 8 exons. NCBI's taxonomy places the organism in Eukaryota, Viridiplantae, Streptophyta, Magnoliopsida, Santalales, Ximeniaceae. Gene Ontology annotation, molecular function: zinc ion binding; ubiquitin-protein transferase activity. Gene Ontology annotation, biological process: protein ubiquitination. The coding region runs from base 416 to 1222 and encodes 268 amino acids. Gene Ontology annotation, cellular component: membrane. The record is from RefSeq and is a predicted model, not a curated record.